AGGUGUUUACAUGUUUCACUUCCGUUUGCCACAUCAACUUUCACGAUGGAAGCCCUGUAUGCAUUGCCUUUCAACGUCUUGGCUUGCCCUAAUCUCAAGUUAAAGAAGCCAACAUGGCUAAAACAGCCUUCUGCAAUGUUCAUGUUUUCAGCCAUCUUACUGUCUUAUUUCCUUGUUACUGGAGGUAUAAUCUAUGAUGUUAUUGUUGAGCCUCCCAGUAUUGGAUCUACAACAGAUGAAAGAGGAAAUUCAAAACCAGUCGCCUUCAUGCCCUACAGAGUGAAUGGCCAAUACAUCAUGGAAGGAUUAGCAUCCAGUUUCCUUUUUACUUUGGGUGGAUUGGGAUUUGUCAUACUUGACCAAACAAAUAAACCAACAACUCCAAGACUAAACCGUAUCCUCCUAUUAGCGGUUGGAUUUGUCUGUAUACUUCUGUCAUUUUUUACAUGCAGAGUAUUCAUGAGAAUGAAACUUCCGGGUUACUUGAUGUCCUAGGCUAGCCAGGAGGUGAGAAGUUGGAAGUUUAGAUGGGCCGAGAUAUUCUGCUAUGAACUUCGUCAGAAUUCCAUAAUCAUCAUUAUAACAUCAGCGUAAUAUUUGUUAUACUAAAACACCACAAGUGGACACAGUUAUGCAAGUUCUUAAUGUGAUGUGUAAACAUUUAUGUAAAUAUUUCUAAAUGUCCUUUUUGAUCUUUAAAUAAGAAUGCUUUAAGCCCAGUGAAUGUAGCUGUAUGUUCAUUCAAUUUCCACAUGUAACAAAAGGUAUUAAAUGUGUAUUUUAUCACUUAG
Molecule: messenger RNA, 791 nt
Organism: Mizuhopecten yessoensis (Yesso scallop)
Lineage: Eukaryota; Metazoa; Mollusca; Bivalvia; Pectinida; Pectinidae
Product: oligosaccharyltransferase complex subunit ostc-B-like
Exons: 4
Coding region: 46-495 (149 amino acids)
Cellular component (GO): oligosaccharyltransferase complex
Source: RefSeq, a predicted model, not a curated record